GUUUUGACCUGCAAGUACGGAACAAUUUCUGGCGUAAUGGGGGACGCAUCCGUCGAAUAAUAGGGAGAGUAAUGCGGUCCACAUUUAGUUUAACUAGAGCACAGCUACUUAUCAAGUACGUAUGUGUUUAUCAUGAAAGGGUUUAGAAGAAACAUACGAUACUUGUGUAAAAUAUUUCACCCGGAAAAGCUAACAGCAUUAAUUUUCCGACGAAAUUACUCACGAGUGUAAAGUAGGGAAUAUCCCAGUUAUGGCGGAAGUGGUGGAUGAAAGUGUUUUUAUGGCGGUCGAUCAGGGUGAGAAAAUUAUCACCAGUGUUGGGGUCGCUGAAAUAGGGACGGCAAUGCAAAAAUUUGGAUGGCCAGAUUACUUGGUUUUCGUCUUAAUGUUGAUGAUAUGUGUCAUUAUCGGAUUCUAUUUUGGAUUCAUUAGAUCUUCGGAAAACGAGCAAGAUUACUUAAUGGGCGGCCGAAAUAUGAAGGUAUUUCCAGUGGCCAUGUCCUUGAUUGCCAGUUUCAUCAGUGGAAUAUCACUAUUGGGCAUCCCGACGGAAAUAUACGUAUACGGAAUCCAAUAUCUGUACAUAUCAGGUGGUGUGAUUUUAAUGGCUGUAAUCUUCCAAACCAUUUACCUACCAGUUUUCCACAAUCUUCAAAUCACUUCCACUUAUGAGUACUUGGAGAGGAGAUUUGACAAAAAAAUUCGAUUGUUCGGUUCACUUCUCUUCAGCGUAGGGAUUAUCACGUGGCUUCCGAUUGUAAUUUACGUUCCUGCUCUGGCGUUUAACCAAGUAACCGGUGUCAACGUCCAUUUGAUAACUCCCAUCGUUUGCGCAAUAUGCAUCUUCUACACCACUAUGGGUGGCUUGAAGGCAGUCGUUUGGACGGACGUGAUUCAAACAAUAAUAAUGUUGGGCGCAAUGCUGUUAAUAGCAAUUAAGGGUAGCUACGAUGUUGGGGGUUUGAUGGUAGUUUUGGAAAGGAAUUGGUAUAGCGAACGCAUUGAAAGGCCAAAUUUUGAUUUAGAUCCCCUCUGUCGACAUACCGUUUGGUCACUAGUGCUGGGUGGCGCAAUCUACUACCUUCAGUGCAGCGCAGUUAAUCAGAAUAUGCUCCAAAGAUACUUAGCGCUGCCAACCUUUAAAUCAGCACGAAGGGCUCUAUGGUGCUUCGUACUGGGCAUCUUCGCCUUCCUCAUUUUGUGUGGCUACAGCGGCUUGCUUAUUUUUGCGACUUAUCACAAAUGUGAUCCAUUAACAACUAUGUUAGCCAGGGAAAAGGAUCAACUGCUACCCGUUUUGGUGAUGGAAGUUCUGGGAGACUAUCCCGGUUUACCUGGAUUAUUUGUAGCUGGAGUCUUUAGUGCAGCUCUAAGUUCCUUAUCAACUGGUCUCAACUCCAUGGCGGCGGUUGUCUUAGAAGAUUUUUGUAAACCACUUUUUGUUGAAAAAUUAACCGAAAGGAACGUAAACAUACUCAUGAAAAGCACCAUUGUGAUUUUAGGAGCAAUUUGCGUUGCUCUUGUUUUUGUCGUUGAAAAAUUGGGAGCGGUGUUACAGUUAACGAUCAGUAUUGGUGCCAUCACAGGAGGACCUUCCCUGGCAUUAUUUGGAAUGGGAGUCCUUUUACCGUGGAUAUCCCCAAAGGGUGCCAUGAUCGGCGGGAUAUCAGGUUUGGCGUUCAUGUCAUGGUUAUGCAUUACUGCACAAACGGCAAUUGCAUCAGGCGACUUGCACUUUCCCGAAAAAACGGUUAGCACCGAUGGCUGUCACUAUCACUUUACUCCUAAAGCAUCAAAACCAAUCCUCUUAAGGCUGGAUCAAACUUCCAAUAUCACUGACAUCAUGCAUACUGAUGAAACUUUUAUGCUGUACAGAUUAUCAUACCUAUGGUAUACACUGGUUGGUUUUUCAUUCUCCAUGAUUGUAGGAUUACUAGCAAGCUUUGCUACAAAAGCUCUGGACCCUCGAGACGUAGAUUCGGUUCUGAUCGCACCAUUCGUAAGACGCCUAAUUCCACCACGUCUUUACCCAAACCAGCCAACAUCUGAUGGAAUUAUAUAUGCGUUUGAAGUGAAUACAAUUCGUACUUUGGACCCCACCGAGGAGGAUUCCCAGCAAGUAAAAGGGCGUGAUGGAAAACAUUAACCGUUUUAGUUAGUUUCUUUUGUAUCUAUAAUGUUAUAUAAAGGCAAUUUAGAAAAUUUGAGGCUGAAUGUAACUACCUUGACUAGCAUGUCUGUCGGCUCAAAGUGUGGUAAUGGCAGAAAUUUGGGCCAUUAAUCUUCAAUUUAUUUCAGUUUAUGUAAAUAGUUUAAGAUUAAGGAUCGGUAAUAUAUAAAUUUGUAAAUUCCCUGUUUUUAAAA
Messenger RNA from Photinus pyralis (common eastern firefly), 2364 nucleotides. RefSeq names its product sodium-coupled monocarboxylate transporter 1-like. The record is from RefSeq and is a predicted model, not a curated record. The coding region runs from base 251 to 2146 and encodes 631 amino acids. The transcript is spliced from 15 exons. Gene Ontology annotation, biological process: transmembrane transport; sodium ion transport. Gene Ontology annotation, cellular component: membrane. Gene Ontology annotation, molecular function: symporter activity. Lineage: Eukaryota; Metazoa; Arthropoda; Insecta; Coleoptera; Lampyridae.